GCGGCGGCGGCAGCGGCGGCGGCUGCGGCGGCUCCGCAGGCUCCGGUCGCUCCCGCCUCACCAGCGCUACCCGCGGCCGCAGCCGCGCACCCAGGCAGGCUCGGAGGAGCGGAGGUCAUGGCUUCUGGCUCCUCGGACCUGAGGCUUCAGUGGAGGAAAUGACUGCCCAGGCUCGUGCUUCACGCCUGUCACGGAGACUGAACCUUCGCAGGGCACGAACUUGCCCAGUACAGGAGCGUCUCUCUCUUUGAAGGGCUUGACAUUUGUCACAAAGAAACGUGAAAAUGGCGACUUCCUCUAUCAGACGGCAAAUGAAAAACAUUGUGAACAAUUACUCGGAAGCUGAAAUCAAAGUGCGGGAAGCCACCUCCAACGACCCGUGGGGCCCGUCCAGCUCCCUGAUGACCGAGAUCGCCGACCUGACCUACAACGUGGUGGCCUUCUCGGAGAUCAUGAGCAUGGUGUGGAAGCGCCUCAACGACCACGGCAAGAACUGGCGGCACGUGUACAAGGCGCUGACGCUGCUGGACUACCUCAUCAAGACGGGCUCCGAGCGGGUGGCCCAGCAGUGCCGGGAGAACAUCUUCGCCAUCCAGACCCUGAAGGACUUCCAGUACAUCGACCGUGACGGCAAGGACCAGGGCAUCAACGUGCGUGAGAAGUCCAAGCAGCUGGUGGGCCUCCUCAAGGACGAGGAGCGGCUGAAGGCUGAGAGGGCCCAGGCUCUCAAAACCAAAGAGCGCAUGGCCCAGGUCGCCACGGGCAUGGGCAGCAACCAGAUCACCUUCGGCCGCGGCUCCAGCCAGCCCAACCUGUCCACCAGCUACUCGGAGCAGGAGUACGGCAAGGCCGGGGGGUCUCCAGCCUCCUACCACGGCUCGCCCGAGGCCUCGCUGUGUCCCCAGCACCGCGCAGGGGCCCCGCUGGGUCAGAGCGAGGAGCUGCAGCCGCUGAGCCAGCGCCACCCCUUCCUGCCGCACCUGGGGCUGGCCGCCCGCCCAAAUGGCGACUGGUCCCAGCCCUGCCUCACUUGUGACCGCGCAGCCCGAGCCACUUCCCCGAGGGUGUCCUCUGAGCUGGAGCAGGCCCGGCCGCAGACCAGCGGAGAAGAGGAGCUACAGCUGCAGUUGGCACUUGCCAUGAGCAGAGAAGUCGCUGAGCAGGAAGAACGCCUCAGGCGGGGUGACGACCUCAGAUUACAGAUGGCCCUAGAAGAAAGCCGAAGAGACACGGUUAAGGUUCCCAAAAAGAAGGAGCAUGGCUCCCACCCACAGCAGACUACUCUGUUGGAUUUAAUGGACGCCCUCCCCAGCUCUGGCCCUGCUGCCCAGAAAGCAGAGCCUUGGGGCCGGUCAGCCUCAGCUAACCAGACAAACCCUUGGGGUGGGCCGGCGGCCCCAGCCAGCACUUCAGACCCCUGGCCACCGUUCGCUCGGUUCCCUGGAUGUUUGCCGAAGUGUGCCAAAUGCCAGGCUCUGUCGUGCUAUCCAGGGACCCAGACACAAACAGGUGCCAAGCCAGCUGCCUCUGUUGACCCGUGGGGUGUGCCCACUGGCGCCAGCACACACUCCGGCCCGAAGGGCUCAGACCCCUGGGCGGCCCCGCAGCAGCCUGCCCCGAGGGCUGGGAAGACAGCGGACGCCUGGGCUGCAGCCUCGGCCACCAAGCCCGUCUCAUCCUCUGGGGCCUUUGAUCUCUUCAGUAAUCUGAAUGGUACCAUUAAAGAUGACUUUUCUGAAUUUGACAACCUCCGGACUUCAAAAAAAACAGCUGAGGCCGUGGCCUCGCCGCCAUCCCAGAACAACGGAACUACAAGCCCAGACCCCUUCGAGUGCCAGCCCCUGACCUCCACCUCGAGCAAGCCCAGCAGCGCCCGGAAAACACCUGAGUCCUUCCUGGGCCCCAAUGCGGCCCUGGUCAACCUGGACUCGCUGGUGACCAGGCCAGCCCCGCCAGCCCAGUCCCUCAACCCAUUCCUGGCACCAGGUGCAGCCGCCGCCUCGGCCCCUGUCAACCCCUUCCAGGUGAACCAGCCCCAGCCGCUGACGCUGAACCAGUUGCGGGGGAGCCCUGUCCUGGGGACCAGCACGUCCUUUGGGCCUAGCCCAGGUGUGGAGCCCAUGGCUGUGGCCUCCAUGACCUCCACGGCCCCACACCCGGCUCUGGGGGCUGGCGGGUCCUCCCUGACGCCCCUGGGCCCCACCGCAAUGAACAUGGUGGGCAGCGUGGGCCUUCCCCCCUCGGCAGCUCAGGCCACCGGCACAACCAACCCUUUCCUUCUCUAGUGCCCGGGCCGGGGCCCCACCACGCAUGCCCAGAGCCUCCGUGCCUGAGGACGCCGAGCAGGGACUCUCGAUUGUGGAAUGGUGUCCGAGAGUGGGGGUGUGGGUGUUAGGGCUUUCUAGUUCCGGCUUCCUGAUAGAAGGGUUGUCUGCACAGCCCCAAACCUCAGACUCAAGCGGCGGCAGGCCUGCUAGGCGUCAGACAUCGGUCUCCGCGCCUUCCGAGGCUGCCCACCCGCCUGUCCCCAGCCCGCUGCCCGCGGGAGGGGCCCAACCCAGUGGCCUCCCCACUUCCUCCCGAGAGCCGAGGUCCUGGUCCUGGAGACCGGCUAGCUCUCCGGGGCCCAGGACAAGGGGGCGGGAGUCGUCAGCGUUGACCUCACCCUGAGCCUCAGCCUGAGGGCCUCUGGGACACUGCCUGGCCUGGGCCUGGGAAUGGCCACCACCGUGUCCUUGUGACCCCCCCCCUCAGCCCUAGUGACACCCGAGGUGGUCCCAGGUGUGGAUGGAAUGAAGCACCGGCUCCGUGAGACGCUGACCUUCCGGGGAAGUGGUUGUGCAUAUUUUAUUUUUCUUUGACUCGUGUGUGAGUUCAAAGCAAACCCCACCACCGCGGAGCAACUCUUAAAUUAAAUCCACUAGAGCGAGCUUUAAACUAAUCUGAGCAUAACCCCUGCCACGUGGCUCUAUGCUUGUAUACGUUUGCACAUAAUUUGUUUAGUACAGUUUCAUAUUUGAGUUUGCAGAAUUACCUAAUAGUCUUUUUUUGGCUAAUAUUUUUAUAACGUGGUUCUUAUUUAACUGUCUAGUUUUGAUAGAAUUUACCAGGUCUGGCUGAAUUAAGAUAUUGGCACGUGUCAUGUGAGUGGUUUAAACCCUCUUAUUUAUGGUUUUAACUCUAAGAAAAUUUAAAUAGGAAGCAAAAAAAAAAAAUGCCUUAUGGAAAAAAAAAACUAAAGCAAAUUCUUUAUAGGGAAAAAUACGGGAAUUUGAUUACACAGAAAAGAUGAUGUUUAUUUAAAAAGAAAAAAAAAAAAACCUACAACAGCAACAACAACAAAAACCCAGCCUCCAGUUGCCUUUUCCUUUCUUUUACUCCCUUUUUUGGUGACUUACCCAACAGAUUGAACCACAGCCUUCUGGGCUGGAUCCUGAGAGAGGCUGUUUUUCUUACUGGUACACCAACAUCAAGUUAAAGGGAAAAAAAUCUGAUGGAUGGAUGUGACACACCAGUUUUUAUCUGCUAAUUCCCUUUUAUAACUGAAGGCAUGCACGGAUCAACAAGGACUUCCGUUUCUGGUGCAAAUCGGAACCGGAAGAGGCAUCUUGAACCUUGUGUGUCUGUGAUCCUCUCUGUCUUAAUCCGCACUCAGGGUAAGGAUGGGGAUGGCGUGGAGACAGCGGGCGUCUUCAGUGCCCACGGCUCCCCGGGGCCGGCCUCCUGCUAACUCCAGACACACACUGCAGACUUAAAAUUCUCAUCAUCUCUUCUUUCUGAGAGAAAGAAAAAAAAAAGUCAUUCUCACAUGGAUUUUUAACAAACAUGCACUAAUAUUACCUCCCUUUCCCAACUCCCUCCUUUCCUCGCCCCAUCCACCACUAGAAGAAAAGUAUGAAUUCAUGAAAGAGCAGAAAAGACGUGCUUCUCCCCAGGGAAGGAAGCCCCCCCACCCCGCCCCCGACACACACACCCCCAACCUGCCUCCGGUCAGGUCACCUUGCCUGUGGGCGCUGCAGUCUCGCUUUCCACUGUGGACUUCACCCCAACUCCAAGGGCAGCUGACCCCCUGGUGUUCCUCCGCUUCCCGUGGCCUGUUCUGGGAGGAGGUCGGACCCUGAGCAGGGCACAGGCCUGGAGAUGAGCAGGCGGAGUCCCAAACAGCCUUUUCUGGCCUCUCCUGUUUCCUCAUUUUAAAAGCUCACCCAUGCCGCUCCCCAAGGCUGUCCCCCGGCCAGAGGAGCCACCCCCAGAGCUCCUGACCGGCCAUGCCUCUGCCAGAGCCGGAGAGCUGGGGCUGGACCACGGGUUGGAGCCCACUCUGGCCUCCUCCGACCUGGGGGAGUGUGGGGACAGGGUGGGGCCCAGCAGGUGGCUCCCCCCGGGAGGUGCUUUCACUCACAUGGUGCGAGCCCGGACCUCUUCACAGGCCAGUAGCCCAGACCUGACUACUGCGUCGGUGAUUCUUUUUUGUAAACAGUCAAGAGCCCUUCCUGACUUGACUUCGAGGCCCCAGCAUUCUAGCCACUGGGUCACCGAGGCCCCACGAGACCCACUGCGCCCCCUCCCCCCAACCCCUCCUACCCGGGCACAGGCCUGUCCCAGGCACCUUGUCCCUGUUGCCUGCUGCACUGAUCAUGAAGCUGCCGGCCGCUGCCACUCGAGUGACGCACGUGCCGUCAUGCUCCCUCCCAAUGGGCACUGGGGUAGGGGGCGCCGCCCAGCUGUUUUCUCAGUCCCAGGGGCCGGUGGCUGGUUUUGAACGUGUGUUGACUAUUGAUACUUAUUUACUGUACAAAUAUAAUUUAUCAUUUGUAUCAUGA
This is a messenger RNA of Lontra canadensis (Northern American river otter), 4823 nucleotides long. RefSeq names its product epsin 2 (gene EPN2). Bases 285 to 2285 code for a protein of 666 amino acids. NCBI's taxonomy places the organism in Eukaryota, Metazoa, Chordata, Mammalia, Carnivora, Mustelidae. Gene Ontology annotation, cellular component: endosome; clathrin vesicle coat; plasma membrane. Gene Ontology annotation, molecular function: phospholipid binding; clathrin binding. The record is from RefSeq and is a predicted model, not a curated record. Gene Ontology annotation, biological process: endocytosis. The transcript is spliced from 11 exons.